AACUAUUCGUUAUAGCAAUUUUCUCAGUAUGAACGUGACAAAAGUUGUGCGAGGCGCAUCCCGACUCCCCUUGACCUCAAAGCGGGCAAACAAGGACUACUACAAGGGUAGCGGACAGGCAUAUGUACCCGGCGGUGGUCAUCGAACAGGGCCUCCAGGAAAGCAUGUCAUCGGAGGGAAAGCCAAGUUCAGGGUGAUGGACGACAAGGUCCGAUACUAUGUCGGACCUGGUGCCGAGAUUCUCGACUCGACCGAUCUCAAACCUUACGUCGCCCGAAGCGUACAAACACCAGAACAGCCACAAUACACCAAAAAGAACCCUCCUAUCUCCUUCUCCCCGAACAUCCACCAUCAGCCCAUCUCAACAGUACACCCCAAGACGAACCAGCCUCUCCGGAUAAAACCUCACGAUACCAAGACGUUUGCCAAGUGGUACCGAGCAUUGUCGCACGAGGAUCGAACGAGGGUGGUAGCGGAGACGAGGAAGACGUGGUACGAGACGAUGGUAGUCAAGGGGCGAGAGGUCGUCGAGGAAGAGGCUGCGACGAGGGAGGUCGAAGCCGGUGCACAGGCAUAGAUGUGGACGGAUGUUACGGAAAGACGAGGUCGCCUACGUCGAAUGGGACAUAGCGAUGA
Molecule: messenger RNA, 636 nt
Organism: Filobasidium floriforme
Lineage: Eukaryota; Fungi; Basidiomycota; Tremellomycetes; Filobasidiales; Filobasidiaceae
Exons: 3
Coding region: 29-577 (182 amino acids)
Biological process (GO): translation
Cellular component (GO): mitochondrial large ribosomal subunit
Molecular function (GO): structural constituent of ribosome
Source: RefSeq, a predicted model, not a curated record